UCUUUAGCAAAUUCACUUCCGUUUGAUCGAGACAAUGACAGGCUGAGUUUGUCUGAGUAACGUUAAGCUACUCAUUUGAAAUUUGAUUUAGUUAAAACUAUCGACCAGGCAGAGAUGUCUAGUCGUGAAGCCCUCAACAUGAAGCUCCCUCCGAUCCAGUCCACGGCCGGAGCCGUGCCGGUCCGGAACGAGAAAGGUGAGCUCUCCAUGGAGAAGGUGAAGGUGAAGAGGUAUGUGUCAGGUAAACGUCCUGACUACGCACCAAUGGAGUCUUCUGAUGAGGAAGAAGAAGACUUCCAGUUUGUGAAGAAGGGAAAGGAAAUGGAGGCAGAGCUCGAGAUGGAAGAAGAGGAGGUCUCUGAUCCACGUCUCAAACGUUUGCUCAACCGUGUGUCUGAGGACGUGGAGGAGAGGCUCGCACGACACAGACAGAUUGCAGAGCCUGAGGUUAUGGCUGAGAGCAGCGAGGACUCGGAUGAAGGCACAUGGCACCCAGAGCGUGAGGAGAGUAGUGAGGAAGAGGAGGAGGAAGAGGAAGAAGUGGAUGAUGAGGAAAUUGAGAGGAGACGAGCAAUGAUGAGGCAGAGAGCCACUGAACGAAAGAAUGAGGAGAUGGAGGUGAUGGAGCUGGAGGAGGAAGGGAAGUCAGGGGAGGAGUCAGAGUCAGAGUCUGAAUAUGAAGAAUACACAGACAGCGAGGAUGAAGCAGAGCCCCGGCUCAAACCUGUCUUCAUUCGCAAAAAGGACAGAGUCACAGUGGCAGAGCGUGAAGCAGAGGAGCAGAGGCAAAGAGAGCUGGAAGCUGAGGCCAAGAGGCAGGCAGAGGAGCGACGGCGCUACACCCUCAAGAUUGUGGAGGAGGAGGCUAAGAAGGAGUUUGAGGAGAACCGGCGCACAUUGGCAGCUCUGGAUGCUUUGGACACUGAUGGAGAGAAUGAGGAGGAGGAAUACGAAGCCUGGAAAGUCAGAGAGUUGAAACGCAUUAAGAGGGACAGAGAGGCCCGAGAAGUCAUGGAGAAGGAGAAGGCUGAAAUCGAGAGAUUCCAUAACAUGACAGAGGAGGAGCGUCGGGCUGAGCUCAGAAACAGCGGUAAACAAGUCACCAACAAAGCCAGCAAAGGCAAAUACAAGUUCCUCCAGAAGUACUACCACAGAGGAGCCUUCUUCAUGGAUGAGGAGGAGGAGGUCUACAAGAGAGAUUUCAGCGCACCUACUCUGGAGGAUCACUUCAACAAAACCAUCUUACCCAAAGUCAUGCAGGUCAAAAACUUUGGUCGGUCUGGACGCACCAAGUAUACCCAUCUGGUGGACCAGGACACCACGUCGUUUGACUCAGCCUGGGCCCAGGAGAGUGCUCAGAACAGCAAGUUCUUCAAGCAGAAGGCAGCAGGUGUCAGGGACGUGUUUGACCGACCCACAGUGAAGAAGAGGAAGACUUAAGAUGUGUGGAAUGGGCUUCACCAGACAUGCCGCAGCUUUAGAGACUGCUCAGAGACAGAGCUGCAUCCUACUGAGUCUUUCCUGACUUUAGGUUGUGGAGGGAAAGGAGCAAGUACAAACUGAUUCCACCACUUUGAUGAUCCUUCAUUUAAUGUUGGCUUCUUAAAGUUACCUAAAAUGCAGAUGAUUUUUAAAUUUGUCAAUACAUAAAAUAUCCCUUCAACAUGGGAUCUUGGCUGUAAAAAUACAAUGUAGCAUAAAUUUCCUACAGUAUUUGAGGAAUGCUGCAUAUUGUCAUACAUUGUCUUUUUAAAGCAGUCUGUUGUAUUUUUUUUAGAAAUCAGCUAGUUACAACAUUUAGUAGACUGAUUUCCUGCAUUACCUUUUUUGUAAUAGUACAGGUAUUGUGACUUUGUGAUGAAUAAAAGUUGUAUUUUUGUCA
This is a messenger RNA of Epinephelus lanceolatus (giant grouper), 1882 nucleotides long. RefSeq names its product microfibril associated protein 1 (gene mfap1). Lineage: Eukaryota; Metazoa; Chordata; Actinopteri; Perciformes; Serranidae. The record is from RefSeq and is a predicted model, not a curated record.